This is a messenger RNA of Alnus glutinosa, 1318 nucleotides long. RefSeq names its product DNA-directed RNA polymerase V subunit 7-like. The record is from RefSeq and is a predicted model, not a curated record. NCBI's taxonomy places the organism in Eukaryota, Viridiplantae, Streptophyta, Magnoliopsida, Fagales, Betulaceae. Gene Ontology annotation, biological process: DNA-templated transcription initiation. The transcript has 3 exons. Bases 358 to 885 code for a protein of 175 amino acids. Gene Ontology annotation, molecular function: single-stranded RNA binding; single-stranded DNA binding.
CCGGGCUGUACCGGACACUCAUUUGUAAGGAGUAAACACUCGCGUGCCUGAGCCCUCUUCCCCACAACCACCAUUCCUCGUCGUGCCCUAAUUUCCCCAUUCUGCGACGCCCUCUCCCCGACAUCCUCCAUUCUCAGGCGAGUAGUCACACCCAGGAGGCCGCAAAGCUGACUUGCGACGCCGUCGUCCACAACACACCAACGGAGGCCGGAAGUUUCUCACCCAGGGGGCAUUCUUGCGAUUCGCCGAGUCUCCGUUCCGAUCCGCGCUAAGGCGUACACCAACGAACUUGUCCAAACUGCUCGCCGAUCUCGCUGCUGCCGCCCAGCUCCCUUUUAAAGGUGGAGGAAAAACAAAAUGUUUCUCAAAGUACAGUUGCCCUGGAAUGUCAUAAUCCCUCCUGAAAACCUGGAUGCAGAAGGAUUAAAGCUUCAAUCGUCAAUUAUUAUUCGCCUGUUGGGCGACUUUGCUGCCAGAAAGGCCUCAAAGGAUCUUGGAUAUCAUCUUGCUGUCACAACUCUGGAGAGCAUAGGAGAGGGGAGAGUAAGACAGCAAACUGGAGAUGUUAUCUUUCCAGUUGUUUUUAGCGCCCUCACCUUCAAUCUGUACAGAGGAGAGAUUGCAGAGGGGGUUGUCCACAGGGUACUCAAGCUUGGGGUCUUUUUGAGAUGUGGGCCAAUCGAAAACAUUUAUCUUGCUCAUUCGAAAAUGCCAGGUUACUGCUACGAGGGUGGGGAGAGUCCAGUGUUCCGGGACAACCAGUCGAAGAUCGAAAGUAAUGUUGUCAUCCGUUUCAUUGUGAUUGGAACAAUGUGGCUGGAGGCGGACAGGGAAUUUCAAGCACUGGCCAGUUUGGAGGGCGAUUAUCUAGGACCAAUUGCGUAGUGUUAGGAUAUAUGUUUUAUAAGUCGCGAGUAGGCUCUUUAUUCAGCAAUCUGAAGGAAUUGAAGACUUACUGCUGAAUACAAUGAGAGCUCCUACGAGGUCCGCUCCUUCCUCAAAGCUGUUUCCAAUCUCAGACAAUCCCAUGACAAUUUGAGCCUGAGCUGAUUCCAAGAAAGAAAUUUGCUUUCAAGAACAAAGUGUCCGAGACAAAAGGUUGCACAUCCAUGGCUGCUGUGGUGAUGCUUUUAUUAAAUUUGUGAAUAUGUAUGUUUGUUGAGUGUUGUUGGAUAUCUAAGGUCACUGAAAUAUUUUGAUAUUGAGUACAUUUCAAUGGUAUCAUGUUCUAAAUCAACAGUAGUUUUUCUUAUAGUAGUGCAGUUUCAGAUUAUUUGCUUUGGAAGCUUUUAUUUGUACCUUAAGAUGUUACUGAUUA